Messenger RNA from Drosophila ficusphila, 1169 nucleotides. It is a transcript of the gene Vps2, whose product is annotated as charged multivesicular body protein 2a. The transcript has 2 exons. Bases 122 to 892 code for a protein of 256 amino acids. NCBI's taxonomy places the organism in Eukaryota, Metazoa, Arthropoda, Insecta, Diptera, Drosophilidae. Gene Ontology annotation, cellular component: multivesicular body; ESCRT III complex. The record is from RefSeq and is a predicted model, not a curated record. Gene Ontology annotation, biological process: endosome transport via multivesicular body sorting pathway; late endosome to vacuole transport; protein transport.
ACACGUCUUGGCCACCUUAAAAAUCCACACCUUGCGUUUAUUGUUUUGGUUGAUGAGUAAUCUUUGAGAAACUCCGUCAUUCCUUCUUAAUUAGAUCUUAAAGAACGAAAUAUCCUUAAAAAUGGACUGGCUAUUUGGCAAGAAGAUCAGCCCCGAUGAGAUGCUGCGCAAGAAUCAGCGGGCGUUGAACAAGGCGAUGCGGGAUUUGGAUCGCGAGCGGAUGAAAAUGGAACAGCAGGAGAAAAAGAUCAUCGCUGACAUCAAAAAGAUGGCCAAGGAGGGUCAGAUGGAUGCCGUCAAGAUCAUGGCCAAGGAUUUGGUCCGCACACGGCGGUAUGCCAAGAAAUUUAUGCUUAUGAAGGCAAACAUCCAGGCUGUGUCCCUCAAAAUCCAGACGCUCAAGUCGCAGAACACAAUGGCCCAAGCCAUGAAGGGUGUCACCAAGGCCAUGCAGAACAUGAACCGCCAGCUGAAUCUCCCACAAAUCCAGAAGAUCCUGCAGGACUUCGAGAAGCAAUCGGAAAUGAUGGACAUGAAGGAAGAGAUGAUCAACGAUGCUAUCGAUGAUGCCAUGGAGGAUGAGGGCGAUGAGGAGGAGACCGAUGCAGUGGUGUCCCAGGUGCUGGAUGAACUUGGCCUUCAGUUGGGCGAACAACUGGGAGACCUUCCCGCUGCCUCGGGUUCGCUUUCCAUAGCCGGAGGGGCCGGUGCUCAGAAAGCCCAGGCUGUAGCCGCCGGAGGUGUAGGAGGCGGUGGAGCAGCCGGGGGAGCUGGAGGAGGCGGUGGCGGUGGCGGAGGAGCAGGAGCUUCCGGUGGAAGUGGCGCUUCAUCGCCUAUGUCCGAUGCCGAUGCGGAUCUGCAGGCGCGCCUGGACAAGCUGCGCAAGGAUUGAUCUACUCCUAAGAACCACUGCCUGUCCAUUUUAUAUAAGAGCCACCACCCGUUUGUAUCUCCCAGAAAGCGAAUGUUAUAUUAAAGACGAGAAUCCUUGUGAUUUUCGUUCCCUGCGUGUUUGAAAAAUCGAUGAGUAAUUACCAUUUUCAUGCUUUUUAAGGGAGUUUUAAUGUAUUAGUUGCAAUAAACUCGCAAUAUAUUUUACUAUAGAGCUAUGCUAAAAUUCGGUUUUAUAAAUUUUAAUUUUGACUUUAAUAAAAUUGAGCAAAAGGAAA